AUGCCGUCGCACCGGCAUGCUGACCCUGCGGCGUGCCACCCAGGUCCGGCUGACGCGGCGAGGUCCGGGGCCCAGGCGUGCCCCUACCCGGCGUGCCCCUACCUGGCGUGCCCCUACCUGGCGUGCCCCUACCUGGCGUGCCCCUACCUGGCGUGCCCCUACCUGGCGUGCUACGACUGCUUGCUCGCGACGGUGUCCGCAGAGGCGUUGAAAAAGGCGGUGGUUGCCGACUCCGUCGCGGCGACGGUGUGGCCACCGGCGUUGCUGCGGCUGCUGCGGCUGCUUGACACGGGAGGCGUGGAGGCCAUGGACUCGGCCACCCCAUCGUCCAUGAACACACAGUUCUUCCGCGACUCGUACAAGUUCCUCAUGGAGCCACUGGCGCCCUCGUCGCCGCUGGCUACUCCGCUGCUGCGCUCGGCGGCCGCAGCUCCUGUGCCGCUGCCGGCCACACCGCCGCUGGUCGCAAAGUACGCGGCGGGCCGUGCUGCCGGCGCAGGCGCAGAGUUUGCCCGCCUGCCCAAGCCGCCCGCCCCGCCGUCACUCCUCCCCGCCGACACCACGCACGAGCCCGUCUACGACGCUGCGCAUGACGCCACACAUGACACAUUUGCUCUCUUUGACGGCGGCGAGGCGAGCCUUGGCCCGGCCGAUCGCCCACCACACCCGGGCGCAUCAGUCACGAGUGUCCACGCAUACGAUGCGGCCACCGUCUCCGCCGCCGACAAUCUCGAACGCCGUACCCGCGAUCUCGAGCUGCGCGAGCGCGAACUGGCGCUGCGCGAGCGUGAGCUGGCGCUGUCACGGGCCGAGGCUGCGCCGCAGCCACAGCCACCGCCGCAGCCUUCGCCCCAGACUGCGUCCUCCGCGUCCACCCCGCCCCAGCCCGAGCCUCUAACCCAUGCCGAGUCUCCGCCGCAUCCCAGCCCACAACACUCGCCCGCGCUUCGCCCAUUCUCGGCAUCCGUCGAUGAUUCCGUCUCGUUUAGUCCUCGCACCAGCGGCGCGGCUGACGUCGACGACAGCACAGCGUUUGUGCCGGCGUCGCAAGCGCUCUUUGACGAGGCUGAGGCCGCGUUUGCCAUGCACGCGGCGUCACGGAGCUCGACGGUGCCGGCCUUCGACUCGGACUUGUUUGACGACUCGCCCCAGCAGGCAGCCGAGUCGUCGAUCUCGCCGUCAUCGUACUUUCGCGGGCGCUCGGGCCCGAUGGGCACGCUUGACGCUUCGCUACACGCCUCGACGCCGCCACACCCACGUCCAGACUUUGCUGUCGCUCUCUCGCCGACCAUGUCGCCGGCGCCGCACUCGGGGAAUCCAUCGCCCGGCCUGGCCUCGGUCAUCUCGUUUGGCACGCUGCCAGCUGGCGCGUGCACAAUGCACUAUCUCGCCACAACCAACACAGUCAUCGACCCACAACGUGGUACGCUCUCGGUCACGCUCGCCGGCGCGGACAAGGACGCAUUUGCCUUUGUCUUUGUCGACACCGACAUCGUGCUCUUGUUUGUGGCGCCCGAGGCUGUCGACAUUCCGACCCUCUACUCGGCCACACUCAUUGUGGCAUGUUCCGGAAACGCACCGCUGCAUGUCUUCCUGCAGGCUUCGGUGGUGCCGGCACUUCCGAUCGCUCUCGACCGCAACGUGUACGAGAGCCUCCAGCUUGACAGGCCUUCGUCGGCCAACAAGGUUGCCAUCACCAACAGCUCCCAGAGCGUCACCCAGGUUGCGCUCUCAGUCUCAGAACCGAGUCUCUUUGUUGUCCAGCCGUCGUACGUUUCGAUUGCGCCCGGUGACACGGUAAGUGUGACGUUGGCCGCCACCGAGCGCGCGGACGGAGUCUGCGCCGCCGAGCUUCUGGUCGCCAACGUCGAGACAGGCGUCGUCCUCCGGCUGCAUGUCACCUCUGGCCGCGAGCGUGUGCUGGUUGACCUUGAUGCCGAGGAAAUGCAGAGCAAGAUCAGUAGCAGCGUCCCGCAAGCCAACUCCCGCAUGCUCUCUUCGUCAGAGCUCGCCAGCUCGGGUACCUGGUCGCAGCGAAAGCUGUCUCCAUCUCGCUCCCUUCGCGCAGAAACAAGCGCUGGUCCUGGGCCUGCGGCGCCUCCGCCGGCGCCACCGUCGCUUGCUUUUGAGCCUGCUGGCGGUAUCUCAUUUGGCGACGUCGAUCUGACGACCACGCCGCAGCCUUUUGAGCGGUUCCUGGUUGUGACCAACACGGGGUCGACAAACGUCUCGCUGGUUCCCGUCAUCUCAACGCCGUCCGGUGAGGCGCCAGCAUUCGAGGCGGUUGUCCUCGAAGGCCGCGAGCUCGCGCCGGGGAACUCGGCCCGAGUCCGCAUCGCGCUCCUCGCCGACACCGAUGUCAGUGAGCAGGGGCCGGUGCCGAUCCUGUACGACGCGCUGCUGCGGAUGAGUGGGCUGCCGCCACUCCCGCUCCGGGCCCGGAUUGGGUACUCUCGGCUCCAGAUUCCAAAGUCGGCGACCGUGCUCGAGUUUGAUUGCGCGCCGGCGGCGGCGCACACUCUCCAGCUCCCGCUCCGCAACUCGGGCAACCUACCGCUGGUGUUAGCGCUCUCACCGCAGAAUGCGCGUCACUUUACAGUUGCACCUGCAUCUGUUGUCCUCCCGCCGGCCUCGGUUGUGCCGGUCUCGGUCACCUUCCGAGCUCAGGAUCUCACGCCAUCGUCGGCGCUUGAGUCGGUCCUUCUGCUCAAGGCAGGCAAAGACGUGCACCACAUUGCGCUCUCUGCCAGCGUCAUUGGUGCCGCCCUCACCGCUCCUCGCGCCGCUAAUCGUCCCCCUUUUACUCCACUCACCGCCACGCUUGGACGUGAAGAGGCUCAGGCGUCACGCUCCGCCGCGAGCCCGCACGUCACAAAGCCCGCUGACACCCCUGUCGAGAGUACAGGUGGCGACAAGGCCGAGGCGGGCCCAAGGCUGGAGCUGGGGCUGGCGGUAGUUGGAAAGGCCAAGCAAGCGUCGCUGGUGGAAGACGUGGCUGUGGCGACUGCGGCUGUAAGCGCCGAGUCGCCGGUGGCGUCUUUCGGCGGCGUGGCGCGUGGCGACGUGGCUCAACUCGCAGUUGGCCUCACCAACCGCGGAGGAGGGCCGGUGCUUGUUCACGUGGCCAUCGUCCCGGAUGACUCGCCGUUCUCGUUUGUGGAGCCGAGCCUAAGUGCAGUCCGGCUGCCACCAGGCACAACCCGGCUUCAGAUGCUGUAUCGUCCAGAGCACGUGCGACCGCUGCGGCGGGACAAGGCCCAGCUGCUUGUGACUACUCUGGACGGCGAACGGGUGCUAUCGCUCCCGCUGCUCGGCUACGGCGGGCUAGCACGGCUCCGGGUCUCGGCAAAGGAACUCGACUUUGGGCUCGUUGCGCACGACGACCCGAGCGUGCGGACUCUGCACGUGACCAACAGCGGCGACCGAAGCGGGUUUGUGGCCCUCUCGGCGCCGGCGUCGACGCUUGGACUGGCGCGGCGCCUCCGGAUCCUGCCAGCGUCGCAGGGUGUGGUGGUCCAGCCUGGCGCGACGGCACGGUUCACACUUGUCAUCGACCCUGUUGCGAGUGGCUCUGGCGCCAACAGCGCCAGUAACGGUCCGUUCUCGCUUGUCAUCGGCGUCCAUGCUGGAGACGAGCUCGCGCGAAUGCUGCGCAACGCAGCUCGGACCCGGCGUCGCAGCCCGGGUGACCUAUUUGACGGCAAGUUUGACGGUGCAGCGCCGGCGUCAACGCUGCCGGAGUUGGGAUGGCCAGAGGAGGACUUUUUCGACGAGGCCUCGUUCGAUUCGCACCUUGAGGGCUCGUCGGUGGUGCUCAUGGGGCGCCAAGGAAGCCAAAAGCCGGCAGAACGGCCGCAAGGUCGCCAAGCUCGUGCGCGUGUACCUGGCAGCAGCAGUGCCGCGACGAUGCGAGAGUCUGGCCCUCGCCCUGCGCCUCUGCCGACGCCUGCGCCGGAAGCGGACCGCGUCGGCGUCCUGGCUGUGGCACCGACGCGGCUGGCGCUUGACAAGACCAACCUAUUUGCGCAGCCGCUGGGGGUGAGCAACACUGGCAGUGCGCCGCUGACGUUCCGGGCCGUUCCACAUCUGACUGAGCUCACGUCGCGAACGCCGUACGUGCUCUCUGUCGAUCCGCGGUCGGGGGUGGUGGCGCCGGGAGAGACCCGCGAGGUUGUGGUGCGUGCGGUGGCCGAUGUGGAGGAGGAGGUCAUCAACCAGGUACUUGUGGUUGCCGGCGCGGACGAAGUGCUGUGCAGCGUGCGCGUGGCGCCGCGGGCGCCGCGGGUGCGGGAGCAUCCGCCCAAGCCUACGAACUCGACUGCAGCGAGCAUGAGUCUUGGCUCGGGUCCGGCGACGCAGCUACAGACGAUGCAGGCGCCGGGCGGGCACGAUGCCAGCGGUGCGCGGCCUGUCGAAGUGGCUCCGCGAAUGGUGACGUUUGCGGCUGCGAGCGGGUCAAGCCCAUCCCAUGCGCAAGUUGUGUUGAGCAACCCCAACGCGGUGCGGGUGGCUUUUUCGGUGGAGAGCGAGGAUCGGCUUGGUCCGUUCUCGUUUGGGCUCAACCACGGGACAGUAGCGCCGCAGUCGGCGCUUAGCAUCCCGGUCGUGUUCGCUCCCGCAGACGAGGGCGAUCACGCGGUAGCAGCGACGCUGCGGGUGUACGGGCACGUGGGCGGUGGCGAGGGUCAGACGCUAACGGUGUACCUCUCCGGAACUGGGCUAGCGCCCGUCGACGGGCAGGUGUAUGUGGAGGAGAACGGCCUGGUCUUUCCGCCCACGCUGGUAGGCUCGCUGCGGAUGGCCAAGGCAACGAUCUGCAAUGGCGCCGCGAGUGAGCGAGUGGUGCAGGUGGCGGUGGCAGGUGGCGAAGGCGGAGUGUUCUCCAUCCGGCCAACGCACGCCAAGAUUCGCGUCGCACCGCGGUCGUACGUCCGGCUCCCGGUUGUGUACCGACCGGGCGAGCUCGGAGCACAGAGUGGGACGCUCAUCAUCCACAGCGGCGGACGCGAGGUGCGACUUGCGCUCCGCGGCGAUGCAGUCGAGUCGUACUUGGCGGUCUCGUCAUCGCAAGUGGCGCCGGGCGGAGCGAUUCGGUGCUUCAACAUGGGCGACACGCCGCUGGCGUGGGAGGCGACCGGGCAUGGCGGCGCCAACGUGAGCACCACCUCGGGCGUCGUUGACGGGGGUGGCGUCGUUGACAUUGACGUCGAGCUGACGCGCACCAGCCGGCGGCGGCGCGGCCCGCAUCCGCACGUUGUCAUUGCCUCGAUCGACGAGGGCGUGUCGCGGACGGUGGCUGUUGUCGGCAGGUCGACAGGCCGGUUGGGCUCUGUCGACGGGUCGCGAUCAGUCACCUUUGCGCCAGAUCCCUGGGCAUCACCGGCGCCCGACCGGAAAUCGUCUCGUGUCUCGCAGCGGCUUCGGUAAGUGUCCAGCCGCGGGCUGGAAGACUGGGUAAAAGCAAAAGCGCAAGA
This is a messenger RNA of Thecamonas trahens ATCC 50062, 5474 nucleotides long. RefSeq lists its product as uncharacterized. Lineage: Eukaryota; Apusomonadida; Apusomonadidae. The coding region runs from base 1 to 5427 and encodes 1808 amino acids. The record is from RefSeq and is a predicted model, not a curated record. Gene Ontology annotation, biological process: centrosome duplication; protein localization to centrosome; mitotic spindle assembly. Gene Ontology annotation, cellular component: pericentriolar material; centriole; cytoplasm. Gene Ontology annotation, molecular function: protein kinase binding. The transcript has 2 exons.